GUGAUGUUGGGUGGACUUCCGUCCCGGCGCGCACACAUCAUCCCCCCGUUCUCUUUCUCUCCCUGUCUCCGUCCGUGUGCCCGGAAAUGGCGGGCGGGGGCGAGCUGGUGGUCAGCUUCGGGGAGAUGCUGGUGGACUUCGUGCCGACGGUGGCGGGGGUGUCGCUGGCGGAGGCGCCGGCCUUCCUCAAGGCCCCGGGGGGCGCGCCGGCCAACGUCUCCAUCGCGGUCGCGCGGCUCGGCGGCGAGGCCGCCUUCGUCGGCAAGCUCGGCGACGACGAGUUCGGCCGGAUGCUGGCCGCCAUCCUCCGCGACAACGGCGUCGACGACGGCGCCGUCGUCUUCGACGCGGGGGCGCGCACCGCGCUCGCCUUCGUCACGCUGCGCGCCGACGGGGAGCGCGAGUUCAUGUUCUACCGCAACCCCAGCGCCGACAUGCUCCUCACCGCCGACGAGCUCAACGUCGACGUCAUCAAGAGGGCUACAGUCUUCCAUUAUGGAUCAAUAAGCUUGAUUGCUGAGCCUUGCCGGUCGGCACAUCUGCGCGCCAUGGAGAUCGCCAAAGAGGCCGGCGCGCUUCUCUCAUAUGAUCCGAACCCAAGGGAGGCAUUGUGGUCAUCCCGUGAGGAGGCUCGCACCAAGAUCUUGAGUAUCUGGGACCAGGCAGACAUUGUCAAGGUCAGUGAGUCUGAGGUCGAGUUUUUGACUGGCAUCGACUCAGUAGAGGACGAUGUUGUCAUGAAGCUCUGGCGCCCUACCUUUAAGCUCCUCCUGGUCACUCUUGGAGGCAAAGGCUGCAAGUACUAUGCCAGGGAUUUCCGUGGAGUUGUCCCGUCAUACAAAAUACAACAAGUUGAUACAACAGGUGCUGGUGAUGCAUUUGUUGGUGCUCUGCUCCGGAAAAUUGUCCAAGAUCCAUCAUCAUUGCAAAAUCAGGAAAAGCUCGAGGAGGCGAUUAAAUUUGCCAAUGCAUGCGGAGCAAUCACCACCACAAAGAAAGGGGCAAUCCCUUCAUUGCCCACAGAAAUUGAGGUCUUGCAGCUGAUGGAGAAUGCAUAGAUGCUUAAUGAUUUCGCUAGCUUCUAAUUCUGCAAGUUGUAUGGUACGCUGAUGGAGAACAUUCAGUUGUAGUGGAUGAUAUUUUGUACCAGGCAUAAAUGGAAUCUUGAUCCAUAAAUUCUGCUGGACGGCUCUUUAUGAUCUCUGUUCCAUUUCUGAGCUUCGUUCGGAUGUGAAACGGAGAGAAUUAUGUUAUCUGUAAUCCUAGAGUGCUGUUGCUGAGGAA
Molecule: messenger RNA, 1284 nt
Organism: Aegilops tauschii subsp. strangulata
Lineage: Eukaryota; Viridiplantae; Streptophyta; Magnoliopsida; Poales; Poaceae
Product: fructokinase-1
Biological process (GO): fructose metabolic process
Cellular component (GO): cytosol
Molecular function (GO): fructokinase activity
Source: RefSeq, a predicted model, not a curated record